UACUUUCGGUUUGAAUUUCCCUGUUCAUGUGCGGCUCCAGACCGUUAGUUGGGUCUCAGUCUGUUGUUUAAAUUUUCUUCUUUAACUCUUUGGAUCGUUUGAACAAACUGUGAAGGUAGAAAGUGUGUGUGAGCUGAUGUGAAUUCAGCAGCAUGGAUCAGUGUGAGGACAGAGAGGAGGGAGUCCCUCCCUCUAAAACCACUCUGUGUGGGGAAGAUGAGAGCCAGAGCAAAGGUCAGAGGAUCAAUCAGAGACGCAAACCAGAACCAGAACCAGAACCCAGCUGUGUGUCCUUUAAGAGCAACAUGUCAAAGGAUGAAGAAGAAUCAGAACCCAGCUGUGUGUCGUUUAAGAGCGACCGGUCAAUGGAUCUUCCCAUUGACUUUAAAUCUCCUGGACCUCCAUCAUCAGAGAGAGUGGACCAGCAGAGCUCAGAGGUCCCCAGUUGUCCGUCUGCCCAGCAGCAUCAAAUACAGCUGGACUCUAUAUUUAUGCUGCUGGAGGACAACAUUGUCGCUUUUGUGAAGAAAGAACUGAAGAAGAUCCAGAAAGUUCUGAGUCCAGAUUACCCAGAAUGCUCAGAGAGUCAGAGAGAUGAUGAGGUGUUGGAAGGUGAGGAUGAAGAACAGAGGAGGAGCAGCAGAGAGGCAGUGAUGAAGAUCACACUAAACAUCCUGCGGAGGAUGAAGCAGGAGGAGCUGGCUGACCAUCUGGAGAGCAGACAUUUUGCUCCAGUUUGUCAACAUCAACAUAAAUCUGGUUUGAAGAAGAAGUUCCAGUCUGUGUUUGAGGGGAUUGCUAAAGCAGGAAGUCCAACCCUUCUGAACCAGAUCUACACAGAGCUCUACAUCACAGAGGGAGGGACUGGAGAGGUCAAUGAUGAACAUGAGGUCAGACAGAUUGAAACAGCAUCCAGGAAACCAGACAGACCAGAAACAACAAUCAGACAAGAAGACAUCUUUAAAGUCCCACCUGGAAGAGAUCAACCAAUCAGAACAGUGAUGACAAAGGGAGUGGCUGGCAUUGGAAAAACAGUCCUAACACAAAAGUUCACUCUGGACUGGGCUGAAGACAAAGCCCACCAGAACAUCCAGUUCAUAUUUCCAUUCACGUUCAGAGAGCUGAAUGUGCUGAAGGAGAAAAAGUUCAGCUUGGUGGAACUUGUUCAUCACUUCUUUAGUGAAACCAAAGAAAUCUGCAGCUUUGAACACUUCCAGGUUCUGUUCAUCUUUGAUGGUCUGGAUGAGAGUCGACUUCCUCUGGACUUCCACAACAAGGAGAUCCUGACUGAUGCUACAGAGUCCACCUCAGUAGAUGUUCUGCUGACAAACCUCAUCAGGGGGAAACUGCUUCCCUCUGCUCUCCUCUGGAUAACCACACGACCUGCAGCAGGCAGUCAGAUCCCUCCUCAGUGUGUUGGCAUGGUAACAGAGGUCAGAGGGUUCAAUGACCCACAGAAGGAGGAGUACUUCAGGAAGAGAUUCAGAGAUAAGCAGCAGGCCAGCAGGAUCAUCUCCCACAUGAAGACAUCACGAAGCCUCCACAUUAUGUGCCACAUCCCAGUCUUCUGCUGGAUCACUGCUACAGUUCUGGAGGAUGUGUUGGAGACCAGAGAGGGAGGAGAGCUGCCCAGAACCCUGACUGAGAUGUACAUCCACUUCUUGGUGGUUCAGACCAAAGUGAAGAAGGUCAAGUAUGAAGGAGGAGCUGAAACAGAUCCACACUGGAGUCCAGAGAGCAGGAAGAUGAUCAAGUCUCUGGGAAAACUGGCUUUUGAUCAGCUGCAGAAAGGAAACCUGAUCUUCUAUGAAUCAGACCUGACAGAGUGUGGCAUCAAUAUCAGAGCAGCCUCAAUGUACUCAGGAGUGUUCACACAGAUCUUUAAAGAGGAGAGAGGUCUGUACCAGGACAAGGUGUUCUGCUUCGUCCAUCUGAGUGUUCAGGAGUUUCUGGCUGCUCUUCGUGUUCAUCUGACCUUCAUCAACUCUGGUGUCAACCUGAUGCAGAGAGCUGUUGACCAGGCCUUACAGAGUCCAAAUGGACACCUUGACUUGUUCCUCCGCUUCCUCCUGGGAUUUUCACUGCAGACCAAUCAGAGACUCCUACAAGGUCUGCUGACAGGAAGUAGCUCACAAACCAAUCAGGAAACAGUUCAGUACAUCAAGGAGAAGAUCAGUGAGAAUGUGUCUGCAGAGAAAAGCAUCAAUCUGUUCCACUGUCUGAAUGAACUGAAUGAUCGUUCUCUAGUGGAGGAGAUCCAACAGUCUCUGAGUUCAGGAAGUCUCUCCACAGAUAAACUGUCUCCUGCUCAGUGGUCAGCUCUGGGUUUCAUCUUAGUGUCAUCAGGAAAAGAUCUGGAUGUGUUUAACCUGACGAAAUACUCUGCUUCAGAGAAGGCUCUUCUGAGGCUGCUGCCAGUGGUUAAAGCCUCCAACAAAGCUCUACUGAGUGGCUGUAACCUCUCAGAGAGAAGCUGUGAAGCUCUGUCCUCAGUUCUCAGCUCCCAGUCCUCCAGUCUCAGAGAACUGGACCUGAGUAACAACAACCUGCAGGAUUCAGGAGUGAAGCUUCUCUCUGCUGGACUGAAGAGUCCAAACUGCAACCUGGAAACUCUCAGACUGAGUGGCUGUAACCUCUCAGAGAGAAGCUGUGAAGCUCUGUCCUCAGUUCUCAGCUCCCAGUCCUCCAGUCUCAGAGAACUGGACCUGAGUAACAACAACCUGCAGGAUUCAGGAGUGAAGCUUCUCUCUGCUGGACUGAAGAGUCCAAACUGCAACCUGGAAACUCUCAGACUGAGUGGCUGUAACCUCUCAGAGAGAAGCUGUGAAGCUCUGUCCUCAGUUCUCAGCUCCCAGUCCUCCAGUCUCAGAGAACUGGACCUGAGUAACAACAACCUGCAGGAUUCAGGAGUGAAGCUUCUCUCUGCUGGACUGAAGAGUCCAAACUGCAACCUGGAAACUCUCAGACUGAGUGACUGUAACCUCUCACAGAGAAGCUGUGAAGGUCUGUCCUCAGUUCUCAGCUCCCAGUCCUCCAGUCUCAGAGAACUGGACCUGAGUAACAACAACCUGCAGGAUUCAGGAGUGAAGCUUCUCUCUGCUGGACUGAAGAGUCCAAACUGCAACCUGGAAACUCUCAGACUGAGUGGCUGUAACCUCUCAGAGAGAAGCUGUGAAGCUCUGUCCUCAGUUCUCAGCUCCCAGUCCUCCAGUCUCAGAGAACUGGACCUGAGUAACAACAACCUGCAAGAUUCAGGAGUGAAGCUUCUCUCUGCUGGACUGAAGAGUCCAAACUGCAACCUGGAAACUCUCAGAUUCCUGUCAACUCACCAUCGACACAAACACAGUGAGCAGAAACAUCAAACUGUCUGA
Xiphophorus hellerii (green swordtail) is the source of this 3371-nucleotide messenger RNA. Its product is annotated as NACHT, LRR and PYD domains-containing protein 3-like. Gene Ontology annotation, molecular function: protein binding. The transcript has 14 exons. The record is from RefSeq and is a predicted model, not a curated record. NCBI's taxonomy places the organism in Eukaryota, Metazoa, Chordata, Actinopteri, Cyprinodontiformes, Poeciliidae. Bases 153 to 3371 code for a protein of 1072 amino acids.